Molecule: messenger RNA, 2336 nt
Organism: Chara braunii
Lineage: Eukaryota; Viridiplantae; Streptophyta; Charophyceae; Charales; Characeae
Source: the annotation of a GenBank genome assembly
UCCGACCGUGAGCCAAACCCGAGAAGUGUGUGCGGAGAGGCUCAUGGUUGGGUGCAUACAAACGGUUAUUAUUUCCAUAGCGUCGAAAAAUCAGUCCUUCGCAUUCGUGAAAAUCAUCCACGAUCUGAGUUCUUCUGAACUGAGAUCGCCGGACAACGGCUUUUCUCAAACUCUGAAAACUCAGACUGAGUUCUCAUAUGCGCUAAUGCAGCUGGAAUGCGGUGAGGCCACCAAUGGGCAAAGUGUCUUUUCUAUUUCUGGUGAGACUGAUGGUCUGAAGGUGGCAGAGGGUGCUGGAAAAGUUAGUCAUCGACGGGGAUUGAGGAGCUCUGCAUCUGUGCCGAUUCCUUUUGUUGCAGUGGGAGGCCUCCUCUUCGGUGGAAUCACACCAUUCCGGAGAUGGGACAUGCGAAAACAGCUCCGGCCGGGCCUCCUCGCAGCAGCAGGUGGGGUUCUUCUCCACGGCCCACAGGCAUCUGGUAAAUCGCAACUCGCGAAAGCCAUUGUUGUGGAACUGGCAAACGAUGAACGCUACCAUGCUUACAGUGUGUUUGUCAAGUGUGACAGUCUUGUUGGUGGGCAGAUUGAGCAGCUGAAGACGCGCAUGGAAGGGGUAUUUCAAGAAGCCCUUGAGCAUGCACCGUCGGUGAUCGUCUUCGAUGACCUGGACGCGCUUCUUCCAAACGAGGAGAGGCAGGACGACGUGGUCGGCGAUGUCGCAGAGCACACGGCAUUGUCAGAGUUCGUUGGGGACCUCAUGGAUGCCUGCCAGGAAGGGGGAUGGGGUGCGAGGCAGUCGAUUACGUUUCUGGCGAUCGCACAGUCUCCGUCGAGCGUCCAUCACGUUCUUCGUGUCUCAGGGAGGCUUGAUUUCGCUGUGCAAUUGCUGGCGCCAGGUGCAGUGGAACGCGCUGCCAUUAUCCAGUCGUGCCUAAGAUCCAAAGCCGUCAACUUUGCAAAAGAUGUGGCUAUGGUGGAGGUUGUGACGCAUUGCGAUGGGUACGAUGCGCAUGACAUAGAUGUCCUGGUGGAGCAAGCGAUUCACGGAUAUUACCACCACCACCUUCACCCCACCAGCACUGCAUUGCUCUCAUGGGAGGAGACAUCAGAGAAGACUACUAGAAAGGAGCCACGCCACCCGUUGGGUGCUGGAGAAGGCCUGUCGCAAGUCUCCGACUCUCUUAUGCAGACGCAGACGCAGACGCAGACACAUUUUGGUGCCAUGAGGGCAGCAGGGUUGCAGAUUGUCGACGGGGAAGUCGAAGAUCGCUGCCGCAGGAGGUCUCUGUCGUUGUCGCAGCAAUGGCGACGAUGGUCGUUCACCGUAACAGAAGACGAUUUUGCCAAAGCACAACGCGGCUUUGUGCCCGCAGCAAUGCGAGGAGUCGUCGCGAUUAGUAAUGCUGGUGAUGGGCCUUCACAAAAAGGUUGGGAGGAUAUUGGAGGGCUGGACGAUGUGCGGCGAACACUCCAGGAGAUACGCAAACUUCCCGUAAAGUAUGGAAAGUUGUUCUUGAAAGCUCCUCUGCGUCUUCGGCCGGGAAUCCUUCUCUGUGGCCCUCCCAACUGCGGUAAAACGCAUGUCAUCGGUGCCGCUGCAGCGGCUUGUCACCUGCGGUUCAUCGGCGUCAAAGGCCCGGAGCUGCUGAACAAGUAUAUAGGAGCAAGCGAGCAAGCGGUGCGCGAUGUGUUUGCAAAGGCGUCAGCUGCGGCACCGAGCAUCCUGUUCUUUGAUGAAUUUGAUGCGAUUGCUCCUAAGCGAGGCCAUGACAACACCGGCGUGACUGACCGUGUCGUCAAUCAGCUGUUGACGGAGCUCGACGGGGUAGAGGGAUUAUCUGGUGUGUUCGUCAUCGCGGCAACGAGCCGUCCGGAUCUCAUAGACGCAGCUCUGCUUCGUCCCAGACGACUGGAUCGCCUUCUGCUAUGCGAUUUCCCCUCGGAAUUCGAGCGCAAGGAGAUACUGAACGUGCUGGCACGUCAGCUUCCACUUGCAGCUGACGUGGAUCUUAGUGACAUUGCAGCUUCCACUUGCAGCUGACGUGGCUUUAGCGGUGCCGAUCUUCAAGCUGUGCUGAGCAACGCGCAGCUGGCGGCCAUUCACAGCCACCUGGAUCGCGAAACUGUCAGUCAAAGUCAACCUAAAGAUGCUGCCUCUCCUAAUGCAUUGCCCGGUGCUGCGCCUGUGGUAACUAUGGAGCACCUGCAGAAAGCUGUCAGCGUGGCCCGACCCUCCAUAUCGCAAAUGGAAAAGACGCGACUCAAUGACAUCUACGAGAGCUUCAUUGGUUCGCGGAAAGCGGGACCGUCGAAGGAAAUGAAGGGAAAAAGAGCAA